AUGGACGUCCUCAGCGUCGUGUCUGAUGACAGCGAACCUACACCAGAGACGGGCAACUCGGGCUUCGGCCCUCCGCGCCGCCGAUCCGCCUCAGAGCGCAGGUCAGCACCGCCGCAAGACUCGUUGAGGUGCAGGGUACCGAAGCCAUCGCCGGCAGCACCACCGCAGGAGAGCGAGGUUGCGCCGCCAGACGAAGCACCCAUCGAAGGAGGCGACGACGCAUCUCCAGGAGGGGAUUCUUUUCCAGAAGGCGAUGGCCGCUCAACAGCGGCUGAUCGUGGAAGUACCAUCGUAGGAGAGCGGUCGGCUCCGCCGCGGACGGAGGUCCAAGAACAAGAGAUUACUCAUGUGUACAAGUUGUGCGACGAUGUGCCUGAGCAGGUCCUGUCGGUCUUCAGGCGCAUGAUGACCUCACAGAUUGACCCAGUCCCAGGUCAGGACUACAUUGUCAGGAGGAUGCGGUUCAAGGUGCCCUACAACCUCCAGGUGAAGGUGGACUAUGUUUCCAGGGACGGCAUGGCAGAGCCCGUGGACUAG
Messenger RNA from Prorocentrum cordatum, 537 nucleotides. Lineage: Eukaryota; Dinophyceae; Prorocentrales; Prorocentraceae. The record is from the annotation of a GenBank genome assembly.